Phascolarctos cinereus (koala) is the source of this 5498-nucleotide messenger RNA. RefSeq names its product zinc finger B-box domain containing (gene ZBBX). Gene Ontology annotation, molecular function: zinc ion binding. Lineage: Eukaryota; Metazoa; Chordata; Mammalia; Diprotodontia; Phascolarctidae. The record is from RefSeq and is a predicted model, not a curated record.
GCGGGGGCACCACGCAGGGCUGGGCGGCCCGCCCCGGGCAGGCGGCGCUGGAGAUGGAGGCGCUGGGGGCCACAGGUUAUAUACCAUAAAAGAGUUCAUGAAUCAGAAUACUUUGGAGAGGAUAUUAUUACAUCAUAAAUCAUGAACACCAAUGAUUUUAUAGUUCUUCCGUGGGGAAAAACUGGAAACUCUGUAAAACUAAAAACCAAGAAUGUGCGAGAAUUGCGGGUGGAGAAAGUACAGUUAGAGCUGGAAACCCAAGAGAUGGAGAAGAAACUCCAACAAUUACAAUCAAGCAUGAGCCGGGAGAAAGAAGAAAGAGAAAGGUCAAAUGGCUAUCACUGGAAAUCUGGACAGCCGGGUAAAUUGGGUAAUCAGUCACAAAUGAUGUCACAAAAUAAAGACAAUGUUGUUAAGAUAUCUCCAGGAAAAGUGAAAUUAAAAAUCCUGAAGGAUGAAGUUCAAGAAGCAGUAAAACAAUCACUUAAUUAUAAAGUGACAAACAUUUCUACCCAGGAGAAAACAAAAGGAAAGGGGAAGGUGUGUGGACAGUGUGAGAACAAAUUUGCAUUGCUAGUUUGCCUUGAAUGUGGAGAAAAUUAUUGUUCAUCCUGCUUUGCUAGAAUCCAUCAGAAGGGGGCACUAAAGCGCCAUAGAACGACUCUUUCACAGACAAGAGCCCAAGUUUUAUCCAGACUGGAUGUUGCCCAUCGAUUUCUAAAGGAAAUUUAUCCUGAUGAAUCUCAAGAGGAGCAGAAUUUGAAAAAUGAAAUUAAAAAAGAUGGAAAUGCCUCAAAAACUCAGUCUCUUCAGGUCAGUGACUCUGAGGUUGAUUCUACACCAUCAAAAAAGACUGAACUGACAAAUCAGACUGGGGGGCUCCUGCUUCAAGGUUCAUUUGAUGAGGAUGAGUCUGCUAGAUCAUUUCAAGAAAUUUUAAUUCGGUGGAGAAAUGGCAGUCAUGUAAACAAAGAGAAACAUAUUCAAAAGAAUGCCGAAACUUCUCCAGAGCAAGUGGAAGCAUCUGAGGUACAGACAAAUCUUAAAAUUUGGAGAGAACCACUUCAAAUUGAAUUUAAAGACGACAGCCUGACUUAUGUGGAACGACUAUGGCUUAAGAAGCAUAGAAGGACCCCUCUUCAUUGUGCAAAGAAUGUGUCACUGAAGAAAGAGCCUAGUCCUUCCGUACUCGUUAGUGAGCCACUUACUCCUUUAGCAGCUUCUGCUGAAGACACGACACUAAGUGAAAAAGACUAUGAUAUUGAAGUCGAAGAUCUGAAAGAAAGUUAUCCAGAUCCUUUCCUACCACAACAACCUGAAUUAGUGAACCUUGAGUCAUCGGUGAGGAUAGUGGAACUCGAUGAUAAUUAUGAAGAGGAAUCUGGAGGCUCAGGGGAUUUUGUGCCUUACAAAGUUGAAUUGGCUGACACUGAUAGUCAACAAAGUUGGACAGUUCAUCAAUAUCAGAAUAAUAAUUACUUUGGAAAAGACUUACCCCUUUCACUGAUGAAGACCACUGACGCUGUGAGGCAGGAUGGACAUUCAACUAACGAUAAAGACCUGUUUUCUCAGUGCAGCAGAAUAAUCUCUUCAGCCUCCAGAGAGACUUUGAAAGUUUCAUCAUCAAGAAGCUCCACUUCAGAUUCUCCUCAAAUAACAGAAAGAGGGUCAACUGUUUCUAGUGAAAAAAUUGUAACAAAAAAGAAAAGCGUUUUAUUGGAAAAUAGAAAACCUGAUGAGGAAAUCCAUGCUUCACAUGAAAGGACCUCUUACCACUAUAAUGUGGUUUUAAGGGAUUCCCAUGGUGACGAAUUGACAUACAACUGCAAAAGUUCCCUGGAAGGGAAAAGUCUUCAUGAGAACAAUAACUCACAGCAAUCUAUGAAGUCUUCCAAGUUACAAAAAAUUGCCCUCAGAAGUAAGCCCGUAACUGAACAAUAUCAAGGACUUGAGAAAUUCUUUGUCUUUGGGAAAAACCCUUUUAAGGAAAAGUGCAGAAUAAACCUGGCAAGGAGGUCAGAGAUGAACCUUUCCAACAGCAGGAUUACUCUCAUAGGAAAUCGACAGUGGAUAUCUGAGAGUAGUUUAAGUGAACAUGCUGAUGAUUCAGUAGUUCAAGAUGUUGUUUGGAAUAACCAGAAAAAAGUAUCAGGUGUGCUGCAUCCUCAAAGGGGGUGUAUUUCCAAGAGACCACUCUCAGCAAAUAUACCAAUUUGUAAAGACCUUCUUAAUGGUUCCCGGAGCCAUGUGUCUCUGUACCAACGACCAAGAAGUGCAAUUUCUAGGCCAACAUCCAGAGCUAUUUCAGAAAUUUCAGAAAUUGAAUACCUUGAUGUAACUGACCAAAAUGAACCAUUCCUUGAAGAUGCUGCCGAUCAUCAAACAUUAGACAGUUUGGAAAGAGAAUUAAAUACAAUGAAGAAUCUUUCAGAUGCUCCAGAAAGACCUUACAGCUUAAACUCUGAAAAGUUAUCGGGCAUCAACAGACAUUCAGAGAAGAUAAGUAAAACUAAGACAGAAGUCCCAAUGAUAUCAGGACUAAGGGACUCCAGUAGACUUGACAUUUCAAGCUUGGAUGCUGAAGUUUACGGUCUGUUAUUGUCGUCGGAAAGCAGCAUAGAGGAUGAAGAAGAGAACUCUCUGGAAAAGCUACAAGUCAUUGCCCUCCACUGACCAAGAAGAAGAAGAGACUGAUCAGUUCCUUAUGUUUAACUUUUGUGUUCACAGAUGAAAACAAAUAUAAGACAAGAUUUAACCAAAUGAACCUACAUACUGGUCUUAGCUGACGAAAAAAUGGAUUAUUGAGAUCUCAUUUCAAAGCCUGCAUAUUAAUGAAAGUUGCUGAAAUUGUUAUAACUUUAAGAUAUAUUUCUUUUGAAGGAUCAACGAUCUUAGUAGUAGUAGCAGUGCCAUUAAUAACAGCACAUUGAGAUAGCGCUCUAAGGGUUUACAAGAAAUAUUUCCAAAUAUACCUUGUUUCUCAGAUCUCAUUAACAAGAUCUGGGUUAGGAAGAAAACAUGGUUGUGAAUUGAAUGCCCAAGGAAACCAUAUACGUCAAAACAGAAUGGAGCAUUUCAAUAAAGAAUUUGUUAUUGAAAGACAUUUUUAAGCAUUGAGUGACAUUGUCACUUCAAAAGAGACUAAUUUGACUCAAACACAGCAAUUUACCUACUUCAGUUGAAUUCAUGGUUAAUGAAGAGAAGCUGUGUCUUUCUAUUCAUAAAACAACACAAAGCAAAACCUAGCUUUUAUUUUUAGGAGUUCUCAUAGCUUCAGAGAGGUCUUGUGCUUGUAUGAGACUUCUGGUACACCCCCUCCCCCCAAGUCUUAUAGCUAAGGAGGCUGAGGUCAUGAACUUGAAGUGACUUUUCCCAGAUUACACAAUAGUAAAUAAUGAGUGAAAUUAAAGCCCAGCUGACUCCAAUUUAAAUGCUUUUUCUAUAGUAACAUAUGGUUAGGAGAGCAAAGAAGAUUCAAAACAUUUCUUUGAAGUUGAUGUAACAGAUAUCACUUUAAACUUUUUGCUUAACUUUUUAAAAAAUAAAACAAAAUCUACAAUGUGUAUGAUAAUGAGCUUGGUUUCAACUCUUAAAAAUAUGCUUGAAUGUAUUAUUAAAGGAAUGGUUAGUUAACAACUAGAAAAGGAAGUAGUAACGGUACAGCUCCAGGAUGGUUCCAACAGGCUCAGGUUAUGCCAGACUGUACUUAUGUCUUUUUUUUCAAACUGAUGGGUUAGGGGAAUGCUGAAGAUUCAUUUUACUUAAAUUUUGGCAGAACAUUUAACUAAGUUUCUUUUUUAUGCUUUUGUAAGACAGAUACAGCAGUAUGAAAUGAAAUGAUAGUACAGUUUGGCGUAUUUAAUUUUUUGAAUGGUCAACACACAGAGUAGUCAUUGAUGUUUAAUGUCAACUUGUAAGGAGAUCUACUUUAGUCCUAUAGACCUAUGCUUUGCCCAGUGCUAUUUAUUUUUUUUUCAAUCUCGAGAUGGUCACACACUCCCUCACAUUUAAUAUAUAUUAUAUACUUUCAGAUCUUUCUCAUUUAAUUGUCAUAGCAAAUAUUUAUCAACUUUGGUAUUUGAAUGCCCACUGUCUAGCAUAGUACUUGACACAAUGAAAUUUUGUAAAGUACUUUUUGAACGUACUUAAUGAAGUUAUGUUCACGAAUUGAAUGAUUUGAAAAUUUGGUAUAUAGUAACACAUAUAAAUGAUAACUAUCUAAUAUGAUAUUCCUAGAUUCUUAUAAACCAAAUAUGUAUAUAUACACAUACAUAAUAUUCAGCCUCAGAGAGGGAAGCACUAUAGACUUAGGCAAAGAUCUCCUAUAGAAAAUGGGAUUUGAACCAAGUCUUGAAGGAAAUCAGGGAAAGUAAGAGGCAGAAUUGAGGGGGAAGACAUUCUAGGUUUGGAAACAAUCCUUCUAAAGACCUGGAGACAGGAGAUGGAAUGUCACGUGUAAAGAAUGGAAUGUAGGCCAAUAGAGCUGGAUCAUAGAGAGUAUGGGAGUGGGUGGGGGAGUAAAAUGUGAAAAAGACUUUAAAUGUAGGAAGGGGACAAGUUAUGGAGUUCUUUAAAUUCUGAACAGAGGAAAUACACACACAUAUGAUCUUGGGGGUGAUGGAGAGCUAGUGGAGUUCAUUAGAUAGUAUAUUUCUAUACUUUCAAAAAAUUCAUUGGCAGAUAAAUGGACAUGGACUGGCGAGUAGAGAGAAAUGAUGCAAGAAGAACAGCCAGAAAGUUAUAAUAGUACAGGUGAAAUGUAAUACAUUUGUGACUGCAUGUGUGGAGAGGAGGGAACAUAUACAAGAGAUAUUUGAAAAUGGAUGGAUUAUGGAGAAGUGAAAAUGAGGAGUUGUGGGUAACUGGAAAGUUGUUGGUGCCCUUAUUUGUAACAAGUUCAGAAAAAGAGAAGGUUGGGAUAGGGGAAAGAAUCUUAUGAAUUCUAUUUUGGGCAUGUCAGAUUUCAGGGCCUACAGGGUAUCCAGUUCAAGAUAUCCAAAAUGCAAUUCUUGAUGCAUGACUAGCUCAUUAGAGAGACAAAGACUUUAUACAUACAUCUAGGAAUCAUCUGCAAAGAGGGGAUAAUUGAACUCAUGGGAACUUGUUCACCAAGAGAGAGAGUGUAGAGUGAAAAGCAAAGGCAGAGCCUUGGGGGAACACCCAUGGUUAGUGGAUGAAGUGUCAGAAAAGUAGACUGAAAAGAAGAUAUUAGACAGGUAGGCAGAGACUUGAGUACAGAAACCUAGAGAGUAGAACUUAUUCAGGAGGAGAUGCUCAGUAGGAUCAAUAGCUGUGCAGAGAUCAAGAAUGCUGAGGAUCUUAUUAAAGAACCUUAGAUUGUGAAAUUCCAGAGGCUUACUACUGUACUAGCAGACUUUUGUGACUACCACUCCAUUGCUUCCAAAGCACUUACUGGGUAAAAAUUCAUCUAAGUUUUGCUUGUAUGCUUGCUUGGAGCUGUUAUGUAAAGGAAUUUUUGACAUUAAACUUGGAAAUUA